GUCUAAUCCCACAGAGCAGGAGCAUGGCAGCGGCAGGAUGGCUUAGCCGCCUCACCGCCUUCCUCUCCCUGGCAUACGCCCUCGGACACGACCAAGGCGUGGCGACGGACACGUACCACGUGGGCGCCGGCCACCUCUUCCUGCUGAGCUGUGAGGGUCAAACCAACGUGACCUGGAGCCGAGGGGGGGCCACCAAUCAGAGCCUGCCCUCCGGGGUGGAGGUCAGAGAGGGGGCGCUGUGGUUUUUACCUGUCCAGGCUUCUCACGGCGGAACCUACAUCUGUGAAUUCGGUGAGGAGGGGGUGUGGUUGGAGAUCGAGGUGUCGGUGUCCAGCGGCCGGUGUCCCCCCCCAGACGAGAGCAGGUCUAUCAUCCAGGGGACCAGCGACAUCGUGCCCUGCAAACAGCCCGACGUGCUCAAGCUGAACAGCACAGCGCCCGUACGGUGGCUGAAGGACUGCGGUCCAGUGCAGCGGCGGGGGGCCCCGGCCUCCGUCAACAGGAGGGGCAACAUGAGGCUACCCGCUGCCACAGAGGAGGAUGCUGGGAAAUACACCUGCUUGGUGGAAAUCAGCCUGGAUGGCAGGAAGUACACAGCAGCCCGCAGCGUCCUGCUGAACAUCCACAACGAUACGGUUUUUUUCCGGCCGUUGGUGAUUUCCCCUAAACAGCAAACUGUGCAGGUUGACGUGGGCUCCCGGGUGGCGCUGCAGUGCCGGGCCAUGGUCGGCUUUACCGAGGACGAGGUCCUGAUGUUCUGGACGGUGAACGGCAGACACACCGACGACUACGAGCAGCUCAACGCCUCAUUCAGUUUUGAUGAGGAAGGCGGCAGGCUGGUCGCUGUGUCCACGCUGACCAUCUCCGAGGUGCUUCCUGACUUCCUGGAUGUUCCCAUUCGCUGCCACGUGGAGAACCCGCUCGACCAGGACGACGGUGAUGUGUGGCUGCGGAGAGUCGACCGCAGCCGCCUGAUCACCAGCGUGGCUCUGUGCCUCGUCUCCUCGCUGGGCCUCCUGGCUGGCCUCGCCCUCUUCCUCCUCUUUAAGGUGGACAUGGUGCUGGCAUACAGGAAACUGUGCCCACAUCUGUCCAAACAGACGCCGGACGGGAAGCUGUUUGACGCCUUCGUGAGCUGCCUGCAGGCCGACGGGCCCGGCGCCACGCGGGCCGCCAGCUUCGCCCUGCAGGUCCUGCCCGAGGUGCUGGAGGGACGGCACGGCUUCUCGCUGUACAUCCGAGGACGGGACGACUGCCCCGGGGAAGCGAUGCAUGACGCCAUCGCUGCGGCGGUGCAGAGGAGCCGCAGGUUCAUCAUCGUCCUGUCGGCGCAGAGUGACUCAUGCAGCGUUGGCGGCCGGGCGGAGGAGGCGUCGCCGCUGCUCUGCUACGAGCACAAAGUGGGCCUGUUCGACGCGCUGACGCGGCGCGAGCCCCGAGUCGUCCUGCUGGAGAUAGACGGUCCGGUGGACUACAGCGUCCUGCCCGAGUCGCUGCGUUACAUCAAGAGGAAGCAGGGGGCGCUGCGCUGGAGGACGGCCGGCUCGUCCAACAGGCUGUUCUGGAAGCAGCUGAGGUACCACAUGCCCCCGGCGCCGCAGGGGGGCGGCAGGCUGCCGUCGGACGCCGAGGCCUCGCCUCACUCUCCUUCCUGA
Myripristis murdjan (pinecone soldierfish) is the source of this 1655-nucleotide messenger RNA. It is a transcript of the gene il1rl2, whose product is annotated as interleukin 1 receptor-like 2. Gene Ontology annotation, molecular function: interleukin-1 receptor activity. Gene Ontology annotation, biological process: signal transduction. The transcript has 11 exons. NCBI's taxonomy places the organism in Eukaryota, Metazoa, Chordata, Actinopteri, Holocentriformes, Holocentridae. The record is from RefSeq and is a predicted model, not a curated record. Bases 24 to 1655 code for a protein of 543 amino acids.